AGGUGUCGCAGGCACACAAAGGAGGAAGUGAUGCCAAACCUAGAGUGUCGAAAAACAGAGUGACAGAGAGCGGGAUUUGGAGAGCAUGUAAGAAAGAAUGAAGAAAAUCAAGACGACGAGAAAAUAGCAAAUAAGUUAAGAAACUGACAGAUGAGUAGGAGGAGCUGCUGGCUAAGAGAAACACUGGAAGAGCAGUAAGAGCAUGUGAAGCAGACAGAAAGCAAGAUGCAAUAGUGAAAGAAGAGAUGGACUAGUGUACGCCACACCAUCAACAUUAUAAUGUGUGUUUCCUCUCCUGCCAGCUAGCAGCAGUAAAUUGGGAGGUGUUAGAGAGCGGCGAGCGGUGGGCAUAUGGUGCCGUGCUGACUGCUUCAUCUGCACUGCACAUGGCGGACAGGGCCAGUCAGUGGAACAGAGACAGGUGCGAUCCUGAAUCUGGGAUCUCAUCGGAAAACACCCGAGUCCACAGAACAAGCAGCAGAAGGUCCUCAUGGACAAACGGUCAGUGUGUAGUGGCUGUACCAACAUCCUCUAUAUUAACACCAAGCUUCGACCUGGAACUCUGCAGGACACAGCUGGAGAAAGAAGGCUUCCAUAUCCCUGUCGAGGACUUUGAGACUCCUCUCAGAACAGCGCUGGAACCUCCUUCCAUCAGAAGAUACCUGUUCUUCAACUCAUCUCUGUUUCAUUUCAUCAUGGCCCCAAUUGUGUAUGUGGUUCUUUGGUGUGCCGUGUACUCCAGCCUGCACCGUUACCUCAAUGAGAGCAUCAUAAACCUCUGGGUUCUGUGUCUGUGUGUGAGCCUUAUCGUUGUCAUCAUCACCGCCGCCAUCAUCCUCGUCUUCCACUACAACAACAAAGAGAUCAACGUGAAUACUGAUGUGCGUCUGGUGCAAGUGAACGAGCGGCUCAUCGGGCACGGUCUGCUCCUGGGGGUAGCGGACUGGAUUGAAAAGUGCACUGGGAAAAUGCAGCUUUGUUGUGUGUUCUGGGACUUAGGUCCUUGCCUGCAAACCCUGACUGAAACAUUAGAGGAACUGGACUUAGUCAGAGAUGAGAUAAAGAAGAAACUGAAGAAAAGAAUGUCCCACCUCACUGUAGUGGCUGAAGUCCCGCCCCCUGAGCCGGAUGCUGGCGAGAUCGGCGAGGAUCCUGAUGAAGAGCACCCCCUGCUGGGAGGGGGCAGAGAGAGUCGCACUCUACCCAAGAAAAGACAAGAAGUUAUACUGACCCAAACAUUUAGUCUGUUACCAGACUUCACCCUCUCAUAUCAGGACAUUGCAAACCACCUUUUGAUGAUCUACAGUGCUGUCUAUGUGAAGCUGCUGGUGUCACAGAGGCUUCCCAGUUCCUCACAUGGCCCUCUAGAUUCCGAGAGGAAUCACUGCGCAAUGGCGUCACUUUGUCUUUGUCAGUAUGUUCAAUACAAACUCCUGCAGUAGAGAGACUCAAGCUGGGAAAGACUGCCUGCAAUGCAUUUCUGUAGAAAUGCUCAAUAGUGGCAGUGUGCACAAACCUGAGCCUGCUGUUCUAUAAAUGUUCUUUAAAUUAUUUUUUAAGCUGCUUUGUGAAAUAUAAAUAUAUUUCCUCAUUUAAAGUGGUGAGUUGCGAUGUUCUAAUGUGGUUCUUACAUAAAGAUUGUGUAAGAAGAGAAAGCAAGAGAGAGAGAGAGAGUCACUGAUGCAUUUCAGAGAUUAUGCUCAGGCUGUCAGCAUGAAUCAGAAAACGAGUCAGUGAAUCUGUACAUAACUGCAUGUGGUGGAAAAACUCAUUCUAAUUUAGCAGAGCAUAUGACAACACGGCUUAAUAGAGAACAAGGGAAUGUAACAGAAAGGAAGUGGAGGCAAGUAUUACAGUGCAAUGUAACACACUUUCAAUUUCACACUUUACAAUUUCAGUGAAUAAGGCAGCACUGUGAAAUGUAACAGCACAGGAAGGAAGAGAGCACAAUGCAAGGACAGAGAUGAAGGCAGUAGAAUGAAAGGUACCACAGGACACACAGUGUAAUGUAACAGCACAGGUAGGAAGGCAGGAUAGUGAAAGGUACCACAGGACACACAGUGUAAUGUAACAGCACAGGUAGGAAGGCAGGAUAGUGAAAGGUAACACAGGACAGGGAGGAAAACAGCAGAGCUUAAUGUAACAUAGCACAGUGUAAUGGAACACAGCAAAGGGAAGAAAGCAGUAGUGUAAUUUUAGGCAUCACAGGAAAGAAGGCCAUAGAGUGUAAUGUAACAGCACACAGGAGGAAGGCAGCAAAGUGAAAUGUAACAUAGCACAGUGUAAUGUAACACAGCACAGUGUAAUGUAACACAGCCCAAGAAAGAAGGCAGAACAGUGGCAUCACAGGAAAGAAGGCCAUAGAGUGUAAUGUAACAGCAAAGGGAGGAAGGCAGCACAGUGUUAUGCAACACAACACAGUAUAAUGUUACACAGCACGGGGAAGAAGGCAGCACAGUGUAAUUUUACACAGCACAGUGUAAUGUAACACAGCACAGGGAGGAAGGUAAUAUAGUGUAAUGUAUCACAGCACAGGGAGGAAGGCAAUAGAGUGUAAUGUAACACAGCACAGGGGGGAAGGUAAUAUAGUGUAAUGUAACACAGCACAGGGAGGAAGGUAAUAGAGUGUAAUGUAACACAGCACAGUGUAAUGUAACACAGCACAGGGAGGAAGGCAAUAGAGUGUAAUGUAACACAGCACAGAGAAAAAGGCAGCACAAGGAGUGGGCUAUAUGAGAAUAAUAUUAUAUCACAAUCACAUGAACUUCAGAGAUCUUUUUGCUCAGAAUUUAUGAAAAGCAAGUAGUAAACAACUGGUAACAAAAUACUUUUUAAUAUUUGGUUACAUUUUACGGCAAGUAACUAAUGUGUUAUACACUAAUGUGUUAUAAUGUGAUAAUGACUACAUUUCAAAAACUAUCACAAUCUUAUGCUAUCAUGACACUGAUAUCAUAUCGUCAUAAUGUCCAGCCAGAAAUAAUGUAAUACAGCACAGUGGAAUGUAACGGAGCACAAGAAGAAAACACUGAUGCAUUGCGGAGUGACUGCUCAUUGAGUAAAUGGACAUGGUGAAAGAAGCGGUGAAAAUUUGAGCUGGAAAGACAGAAGCAUGUGAUGGAGGAGGCAGCGUGAGGCCUGCUUAAA
This is a messenger RNA of Pangasianodon hypophthalmus (striped catfish), 3144 nucleotides long. RefSeq names its product transmembrane protein 268 (gene tmem268). The record is from RefSeq and is a predicted model, not a curated record. The transcript has 10 exons. The coding region runs from base 387 to 1442 and encodes 351 amino acids. NCBI's taxonomy places the organism in Eukaryota, Metazoa, Chordata, Actinopteri, Siluriformes, Pangasiidae.